Brassica rapa (field mustard) is the source of this 1210-nucleotide messenger RNA. Its product is annotated as peroxidase 29. Gene Ontology annotation, biological process: response to oxidative stress; hydrogen peroxide catabolic process. The record is from RefSeq and is a predicted model, not a curated record. Gene Ontology annotation, molecular function: heme binding; peroxidase activity. NCBI's taxonomy places the organism in Eukaryota, Viridiplantae, Streptophyta, Magnoliopsida, Brassicales, Brassicaceae.
CACUUCCAAGUGCAAUACGAAAGUCAUUUUCUCUUCAAUCAACUCAAACUCCAGUUAAAGAAACAACAAAAAAGACGAUGAUGAAACCAAAGAGCAUAGCUGCAGCUUUUGCAUCAUGUUUUCUAAUCAUAAGCUUGUUAUGCAGCUGCAUUAGUGGCGACCAAAAUGAGACCAAUUAUGAAGGUCUAUCUUACAAUUACUACGAGAAAACAUGUCCAAGACUCGAAGAGAUCGUGAGAUCUUCAAUUUCACCAAUGUUUGCUCUUGAUCCUACGGCUCCUGCCGCCUUGCUAAGGCUUAUGUUUCAUGACUGUCAAGUUCAGGGAUGUGACGCAUCUAUCCUAAUCGAGCCAAGUGGGGACCAGCAGUUCACUGAGCUUGACUCAGCCAAGAACUUUGGAAUCAGAAAGAGGGAACUGAUUGGCUCAAUCAAAACCUCAUUGGAGGUCGAAUGUCCUCAGCAAGUCUCUUGCUCUGACCUCAUCAUCCUCGCCGCAAGAGAAGCUGUCGCUCUCACUGGUGGCCCGCUCAUCGCAGUGCCAUUAGGAAGAAAAGACUCUCUCUCUACUCCCAGCAAACACGUGGCUGACUCUGAGCUUCCUCCCUCUACUGCGGAUGUCGACUCUAUCUUAAAUCUCUUUGCUGGCAUAGACAUGACCAUCGAGGAGUCCGUAGCCAUUAUGGGUUCACAUUCAAUAGGAGUGACACACUGUAACAACGUAUUAUCGCGUUUUGAUAACGAAAACGCGACGAGCGCGAACAUGGAUCCACGUUUUCAAACGUUUUUGCGAGUUGUUUGCCCAGAGUUUUCUCCGACAUCCAAAACAGCGGAAGCUACGUUUGUUCCCAACGACCAGACUUCGUUGAUCUUCGACACAGCUUAUUACGAUGAUUCCAUCGCGGGACGUGGUAAUCUGAGAAUUGACUCGGAGAUUGGAGUGGACCCACGCACACGCCCGUUUGUCGAAGCGUUUGCGGCUGAUCAGGACCGUUUCUUCAACGCCUUCUCUUCCGCGUUUGUUAAAUUGUCUUCUUACAAAGUGUUAACCGGGAAUAAUGGAGUAGUUAGAAGCGUGUGUGACAAGGUAGAUUGACGUAUAUUUAUAACAAUAAAAUAUGUUAUACUGUGUUAAAAAGAAACAUAGUGUGAAGCAUAUUGUUGAUAUAUAUUGUUUGUUGAUAACUUGAUAUAUAUUGUUUCACAAAUUCA